CAUAUUCCUCCUACUCAUCUCCCCUCUGACUCCUUUAUGCCUGUUAUAAAGAUUCUUCAAAAUGAUGUUUUCUAUGCCCUCUCUGGCCUCAAUCCUCAGAAGGCUUAUGGACCUGAUGGAGUGCCUCCUAUUGUCCUUAAAAACUGUGCCUCCGUGCUGUCACCCUGCCUGGUCAAACUCUUUCGCCUCUGCCUGUCAACAUCUACCUUUCCUUCUUGCUGGAAGUAUGCCUUCAUACAGCCUGUGCCUAAGAAGGGUGACCGCUCCAAUCCCUCAAAUUACCGUCCUAUAGCUUUACUUUCUUGUCUAUCUAAAGCUUUUGAAUCAAUCCUUAACCGGAAGAUUCAAAAGCACUUUUCCACUUCUGACCUUCUAUCUGAUCGCCAGUAUGGGUUCCGCAAGGGGCGUUCUACUGGUGAUCUCCUAGCCUUCUUAACUGACUCUUGGUCAUCCUCUCUUAGCCGUUUCGGUGAAACUUUUGCUAUUGCGCUGGACAUAUCAAAAGCUUUUGAUAGGGUCUGGCACAAAUCUUUGCUUUCCAAACUACCCUCCUACGGUUUCUAUCCUUCUCUCUGUACCUUUAUCUCCAGUUUCCUUUCUGACCGUUCUAUUUCUGCCGUGGUAGACGGUCACUGUUCUUCCCCUAAAUCUAUUAACAGUGGUGUCCCACAGGGUUCUGUCCUAUCUCCCACUCUUUUUCUGUUGUUCAUUGAUGAUCUUCUUUCCAAAACGAACUGUCCUAACCAUUCCUACGCCGAUGAUUCCACUCUGCAUUACUCAACUUCUUUUAAUAGAAGACCCACCCUACAGGAACUUAACGACUCAAGGCUGGAGGCUGCAGAACACUUAGCCUCAGACCUUACUAUUAUUUCCGAUUGGGGCAAGAAGAACCUGGUGUCCUUCAACGCCUCAAAAAUACAGUUUCUCCACCUAUCCACUCGACACAAUCUUCCAAACAACUAUCCCCUAUUCUUUGACAACACCCAGCUAUCACCUUCCUCAACACUAAACAUCCUCGGUCUAUCCUUAACUCAAAAUCUCAACUGGAAACUUCAUAUCUCAUCUCUUACUAAAUCAGCUUCCUCGAGGCUGGGCGUUCUGUACUGUCUCCGCCAGUUCUUCUUCCCUGCACAGUUGCUGUCCAUAUACAGGGGCCUUGUCCGCCCUCGUAUGGAGUAUGCAUCUCAUGUAUGGGGGGGCUCCACUCACACAGCUCUUCUGGACAGAGUGGAGGCUAAGGCUCUUCGUCUCAUCAGCUCUCCUCCUCAUACUGAUAGUCUUCUACCUCUUAAAUUCCGCCGCAAUGUUGCCUCUCUUUCUAUCUUCUAUCGAUAUUUCCACGCUGACUGCUCUUCUGAACUUGCUAACUGCAUGCCUCCCCCCCUCCCGCGGCCCCAGUGCACUCGACUUUCUACUCAUGCUCAUCCCUAUACUGCAUUUGUGGCAUAUCUGGAACUCCUUGAUCUUGUGGGUCAAGUUGAGGUGAGGCUUCCCAGAGUUGUUCCCAGAGACCGGCAAAACCCGUUUACCUGUCUCUCUGAGGAGGAUUUCAUAGAUCGCUACCAUCUCUCACCUGCUUGCACACUCCAACUGCUUGAGAAUGUACAGCCCAAACUACCCAGAGCACGAGAUGGCAGAGGCUGCAGUGUUCCUGGUCACCUGCAGCUUCUUGUAGCAUUACGCUUCUUUGCCAGUGGGAACUUCCAGUUAACCAUGGCAGACUGUUUAGAGAUGUCAGCUUUUUCAGUCUGCAAAUUUGUUCACCGCAUAGCUGUUAUACUAGCACGCAUGUCACCUAAUUACAUCAAAUUUCCUGAACCUGCCAAUACACGUCAGGUAGCAGAGGACUUUCAUGCUGUCGCUGGCAUGCCUGGUGUCAUUGGCUGUAUUGAUGGAACAUUGAUUCCAAUUGUGAGUCCUGGCGGAAACACUGCAGAGAUAUACCGCUAUAGGAAGGGUUACCUCGCCCUGAUUGUCAUGGCAGUUUGCGAUGCAAAAAUGCGUUUCACUAAUGUCGUUAGUAGUUGGCCAGGAAGUGUCCAUGACAGCCGCAUUUUUUAUAAUUCUAGGUUUUGUCAGAAAUUAGAAGGUGAAGGUUACUCAGGUUAUCUUUUGGGAGAUUCAGGGUAUGCAUGCAAGUUUUACUUGUUGACCCUAGCACUGGAUCCCCAAACUGAACAAGAAAACAGAUAUAAUGCAUCACAUAUACGCACACGCGACACAAUUGAAAAAUGCUUUGGGGUGUUGAAACGACGAUUUGCAGUACUAAGGCACUUGCGUACAACAUUAGAGACAAGUAAGAAAAUAAUUAUUGCUGUAGCGGUACUGCAUAAUAUUGCUGUGAACAGUGGGAUGCCUGCUCUGGAAAAUGUGCCAGAACCUGUAGAAGAAGUACAGGACUAUGCUCUUCCAGAAGAAGCAACCAGCCGGGCACUGCGUAGGAGGAUUAUUGAGCAGUGGUUCUAACUUGUAUAUAAUACUGAGGUGUGUGUGUGUGUUUACCUAGUUGUGA
Eriocheir sinensis (Chinese mitten crab) is the source of this 2512-nucleotide messenger RNA. RefSeq lists its product as uncharacterized. Bases 37 to 2466 code for a protein of 809 amino acids. The record is from RefSeq and is a predicted model, not a curated record. The transcript is spliced from 3 exons. Lineage: Eukaryota; Metazoa; Arthropoda; Malacostraca; Decapoda; Varunidae.